AUGUCUCGACAAGGCGAAGGGAAAAUCGGUGUAGGACGUGUUGUGGAGUCGGUAGCAGGCCAGGGUGGCGCAGCGAACGAUGUGAAGAAGGGUCUGAGCGGAGGUGGGAUUGGCAGCGGAGGGAAAAGCGCGACAGAUCAUUCUGCUGUGACGAUUAAUCGAGUGAAGGGUGGUUUGAACCACGACGAUGAUGACGAGACGGAAGAGGAAGAAGAGGAGGAGGAGGAGGAAGAGGAGGAGGAGGAAGAGGAGGAGGAAGAGGAGGAAGAGGAGGAGGAGGAGGAAGAGGAAGAGGAGGAGGAGGAAGAGGAAGAGGAGGAGGAGGAGGAGGAAGAAGAAGAAGAAGAAGAAGAAGAAGAGGAGGAGGAAGAAGAGGAGGAGGAAGAGGAGGAAGAGGAAGAGGAGGAGGAAGAGGAGGAGGAAGAAGCGAAAGCGAAGCGGGAGCCGUUCCGCGAGCGGGUAACCUCUGUCAGCGGCGCUGCCAGCGAGCCGACCUCCCCGAGUGGUGCGCAGGGAACAUCGGGGAAGCGGAAAGAGGGCGCUAGAGAGCGCAAACGGAGCAAGCGCAGGCGACAGGGAGUGGAUGCGUGGCAGCUCGCGUAUUUCGCGGCUGUUGCGCGGCGCCAGGCCGUGUCGCUGCGGGAGGAGUCGGAGAGGGUGUGGGUGGAAGCGGAUCGCGUGCUGCGCCAAACUAGGCGGCUCGGCGAAACCGCGGCGGCGGCUUUGGAUGCGACGGCAGCUGCUAUAGACGGGAUGGCGCAGGUUGGUCGAGAUGGCGGCGGGGAAAAGGGCGCAACGGGAAGCUUUCGGAACAAAAGCGGGAAGGGCGCAAACGGCGGAGGUGUGCGCCCGGCGGGGAAUGACGGCGGGCUGAGCCUGCUGGGUGGAUCGGCGUUCCGCGUGACGCGCAUGGUGACGAAGAGCCGCGGGGAGCGGGAGAGGUUCGCGGAAAGCGAUAGCAGCAGCAGCAGCAGCAGUGGCUCCGAUAGCGAUGCGCCUGCCCCGCUGAAACUCCCCGACUCCGGGGAUGACGGCGGAGGCGGGGACGCGCCAGGCGGCGCAGUCAAGCGACUGGGGCUCGGCGCGCUUGCGAAAUCCGUGAUGAAGCUGCACGGGGUUAAGGGGCGCAGGGGGGCGGCGGCGGCGGAUAGGGGAGCGGAAGGGGGGAUCGCGUCUGUAGCUAAGAAGCGCUUUAAGCGCGCCGCGAUGCUCUCGAUGUUCGCAUCUACCUUCGUGCGCGCGGUGGGCUCGCGCGGCGUCGAUGUCGCCAGCACUCCGCUUGCUGUCGCCACGCCUGCGGCCGGAGCGCGCGGGUUGUGGGGCCGCGCGGUAGGCGCGGUAUCUUCGCGGGGGUUCGCCGCCGCAACCCCUUCCGGCGUUCCUUCCGGUACCCUUUCCCGGUUUUCCUCCGCCGAUUCCGCGGGACCUCCGCAAAGUAAUAACGGGCAAGGGUCUGCGCGCGACUUGUGGGGCCGCGCUGUAGGGGCGGUUAAAGGGCAAGAUUUCACCGCCGCUCCUACGCCCGGUCCUUCACAAACAGGCGGAACGCGCGAGUUAUGGGCCCGUGCGUUCGGCGCCGCGACAAAUCUAGAGCCUCCGCCGCCGCUGCUCAUUCCUCCGCGGGGGCUUUCCCCCGCGGAGCUCUCCGCGGUCGCGUCCGCAGGUAUACCACUUCCGCCCCCAAGCCAUGCAGCGGGGGGCAAUGCGCGCGCCUUAUGGGGACGCGCGCUGGGUGUGGUAACCGAGCAGGGUUUUCCGCUCCAAACGCCCGCCCCGUCCAGUUCCGCGGGGCCGUCUGCGGCGGGAGCAGGCCCGCGGGCGCUGUGGGGCCGCGCGGUGGCUGCGGCGACGGGGAAUGAGGCGCGGGACGAGGGGGCACGCGGAGGGUGGAGUGAGCGGAAGCUGCGGGCGCGCGGUCGGCGGUCGUCGUUACCUUCGGAAGAGGAGCUGGGGAAGAUCGCGGAUAUGGCGUGCGCGGUGCAGGAGGAGACACGUCAGCAGCUCGAGUCCGCGCAGCGCCUUAACAUGUUCCUGGCGCAAGAAAGCGCACUGGCGCAAGGGCACAUGUACGGAUAUGGCGGGUAUGCGCACCAGUACCCGCACGCGGACGUGCAUGCGCACCCCGCCUUCGCAGGCCCCCACGCACACGCCCACCAACCCCCGCUGUUCUCCCCCUUCGCGCAUUCUGGUUCCUUUUCCGCCUUCCACGGCGCGGACAAAUCCCCCUUCCCCGCCACCACUCCGGGCGCCAAAAGCCCUUCCCCCGCCGGCAUGCCCGCCCACAUGCAGCAGCAGCAGACGGGGGGAGCUUCCCCGGGCGGGCGCCCGCUGGAGCGCGCGUGGGGCAUGAAAAACGCGGAUCAGGCGGUGGGGGGAAGGAUGGCUGGCGCGCGCGGGGAAAGCGGGGGACGGGGGAAUGGUCCGUGGGGAGCGGAUGCGCAGAUGGCAAGGAGAGAGGGGCGCGGGAAGGGCGGCGGGCGCAGUGAGAACAGAGGGGGGGGAGGGGACAGCAUGGGGGACACGGAUGAGGAGCAGGAGGAGCUGGAGAGGGAGUGGAAGAGAGAGAGGGAGCGGGGGAGAGAUAAGGACUCAGGAGCAGGGGAGAGGGGGAGUGAGGGGUCCCGGAGGACGCAGAAGCACGGGCGCAGGGGCAGGGGGGGAGGGCAUGGCAGCGGCAGCGUCAGUGACAGCGGCAGCGACGGGGGGGAAUCCACGGGGCGGUCGGGCGAGCGGGAGUAUGGCAUGGGGGGGGAAAGGGCGGAGAGCCCCCGGGGGAAAACGGCAGCGCGCAGGCGGAGUGGGGCAGCAGCGAGUGGGGUGCGGAUGGUGCUGGCUGUGAAGCAGAUGGUGGGGCGGGAGGGCGGCGGUGGUGCGGGGGGAAAGGAAUCGGAAUCGGAGUAUGACACAGAGGCGGAGCAGCUCAAGGCGCAGAAGGAGAAGGAGCGCGAGUGGCUGCAGGAGAAGAGCCGCGAGUUGGAGGCAGCUGGGGACACGGAGGGCGAGGAGAAGGAGCGUGCGCGGGAGAGGGCGCGGCAGCUGGUGCGGCGGCCAGAGCUGAAGCGCAGCUCGUGGAAGGACUAUGAAGGGCACGCGCACGCGGGCAGCGGGGGCACCUGGGAGGAAGCUGCGCAGGGGUUUGCAGAGAAAGGGGAAAGGGGGAAGGGAGGGGCGGGAGGUGAGCAGGAUCGGGUGGGAGGAGGCGGCGGGUUGUUGAGGCAGGAGGGAGUGCGUGACGACAUGUUGAUCGACAGUACCGGGCCCUCGAACGCCCCAGCAGCUUCCAAAGACCCAAGCCAGCCACGAGCCCCCAACGCCCCCGUCCUACCCAUGAGUUCAGCCCCCCCUUCGUCCUCCAACCCCCCUCCCGCACCACCGGGCAAGCCUGGCAUGAUAGGCAAGGUGGGGUUGGGUGCUCCUUUGGUGUCCAGUAGUGGGGGAAGCCUGCUCAACUCUCAUAGGAUCGCCCCCCGGGGAGUGGCAGCAGGAGGGGCAGCGGCGGGUGGUGCAGGAGGAGGGGGUGUGCAGCGGCAGGCGGGGCAUGGAGAUGGGUCAUUGGGGGAGGGUGACGACGGCGGGUUGGGCUUGGUGAGGGGAGGAAGUGAGAGGCCUAGAGUCAGUGGCGGGGUGGUUGGGAUGGAGGGUGGGGACGAUUCAGUGCAGCUGGUGCGGAGCAUGAGUGUGGAUCCGCGAGGUAAGGCUGGAGGUAAGGGUGGAGCGGGGGAGGGAGGCCAUGGCGGUGGGCGAACGGCACUUCCGGAAGUGGAUGCGAGCAACUUCACCAAGACUCACUCGUUCCACAUGGCACCAUCUAGAAAUGCAGGCAUGCAGGCGUCAAAGGGCAAACCAGGGGGUUCUGCGAGACAAGGAAGGAUGUUCAAAGGCCUGCGUUCUCGCACCAAGGAGAAAUUCGAGUUCCGGCUUCGCUUCCAUGCCACUCGCCUGCCACCGCUAGGCCAUGAGAGCCUCCACGUGUCGCUCUAUCAGGACACGGGGCGCCUUCAGAGCCAGACGAGCCGCGUGGCCGUGAAGAACGGCGCGUGUCAGUGGGCGGACACGCUGACGGAGGUGGUGAAGCUCACGCGCGUCAAGGGCAGCAAGGCGUUCGACGCCAAACACUACCGCCUCGUCGUUGCCUCGGGACCAUCCAAGGCGUCCAUUCUUGGCGAGGCGUCGCUGAACCUCGCGGAUUUCGCCGCCUUUUCGCAGCUGGACCAGCGAUCCCUGCCGUUGCGCUGCUGCGAAGCGGGCUCCGUGCUGCAUGUGACAGUGCACUCCAUCCCUCUCGAGACGCGACACAUGCCCAACUCUCACUCCGACGACGAAUCCGAGUCGGUCGACGGCGCCGCGCCGCGCUCGCCGCACUCCCUAUCCUUCACGCGGCACCGGCCGUACGACACGGAGAGCGACGACGACCGCGGGGACGAGCGCGAGAGCGGGGGCGCGGCGGACGAGGAGAGCGAGGCGGAGGAGCGCAUGUACGGGGGGGCGAGUGCGGGGGCGCGGUCGCGGUCCGCGCGGUAUAGCAGCAGCGCAGCAUCGGAACCCGCGGACUCUCUGCCCACCACGCCCCUCUCAAAACCCGCUGUCGCGCCCGCUAAUGCGCUCGCCAAGUUGCAGCUCUUCACGGGCUCGGCGCGCUCCUUGACCGCGCCAUCCACGCCCCCCCGCUCCUUACACUCCCCGAGGACCCCGCCGUCUCUCGCGCAGGUAACUUCUGGCGCCUCCGCGCCUGAUUUCUCGCUCUCCCCGCCGCCCGCCCUCCGCGCGCACCAUCUGGCCCAGCGCAAAGACGACUCCGACUACGCGCGGAGCAGCGACCGCGAGUUAAGAGAUGCGCCACCAGCCGUGCCGCCGCCAACAGGCGCAGCGCCACGUCAUUCCAUGGUGUCUGACGUCUCUCCGCCUCUCGAGCCCCCACCGUUCCUUCACUCCAUCCGCGCCUCGUCCCGCCCAAGCUCCCCCAUGCGCGCAGCUGGCAGUGCGCGCAUGAGCGGAGCCGGCGGUCCCGGGGGGAUUGGCGGAAGUUGGAGGGUAGAGGGCGCAGGCGUGGGCGGAGUUGCUGAAAGCGUGGGGAGCGGGAGUGUAAGCGGAAGCAGCAGCGCGGGGGGAUGGAGCAUAGCGCGCGGAAGCACCACGAGCGCGUCCAUAAGCCGCAGCAGCAGCUGCGCAAGCAGCCACGGCGGGUGGUCCGCCAUCGGUUCGUUCCGCGGAGCGCAAUCGCCCGUCAGUCGGAAAACCCUGCUGCUCGAUCUGCAGCAGCAGCAGCAGCAGGCGGGGGGCAUGGCGCAAGCGGAGCGGAAAGUGGGCGCAAGCGGAACGGAUGCUAUCCGCGCAACCUCUUGCAUGGGUGCUGGUGGCGCAGGACAGGGGGCGGGUGUGCGGAAUGGGGGGGACGGCAUGUCGCUGAAUGCGCGGGUGAGUGGCUACAGUCACGCGGAGUCCGCGGGUAGAUCUACGGGCAGUUCCGCCACGCAUGGGGGGGAAGCGGAUGAGUUGCGGGGAGCGGAGGCCAGGGCACGACUCAGCAGGAGCCGAAGCGUGACAGGGGGGGCCGAAGGGGGAAACGACACGCUGGCGGCCGCGGCUUCGGAGGCCGCAUCCGCGCGUGAUGCAGAGGAAUCGCGCGUUCCAGGUUGGCAGGUGGAGCGCCUACGAGCGCAGGUUGCGCGCGCAAGGGCGCAGCAGUCGAAGGUGGAAGAGGAGCGCGACCGACUGGCGGAAGAGUUGCGCCGGGCGCAGAGCGCAGGCGGAAGCGGAGGAGCCGGAAACGGAGGAGCGGGGACCGGCACGCUGGGUGCGCUCGGGGCAACGACUAGCAGCAGCAGCAAUGGCAGCGGGAGUGGGCUGUGGGGGAGUGGGUGGGAAGCGAGCGGGGGGGAGGGGAGCGGGGGGGAAGGCACACAGAGCUCGACGGACGGCGGAGAGAGCAGCGGGCGGGAGGCGAUGGAGGAGGCAUCGCGGUUGCGGGGCGAGGUGUCGCGCGCGCGGGACGAAGCGUCUCGCGCGCGGGAGGAGGCGUCGCGCGCGCGGGAGGAGGUGCGGUACUACAAGGACGUGAGCGCGCGCCUGACGGCUCAAGUGGACUUGCUGCGGACCACCAACGACUCGCUCGCGCAAGAAGCGCGCCAAGCCGCGGAAGACGCCAACAAGGCGCGCCGCGAGGCGCAGGAGCUGGCGGCGACGGGGAGGGAGCGCGAGCGCGCGUUGCGCCGAAUGGAUGGGGCUGCGGAAGAGAAGGAGCGCGCGUGGCGGGAUCGCCUGCAGCGCCUUGUGGAGGAGCGCGGAGAUCUCGAGGCUAAGCUGCGGCGCGCGGAGGCGGAGCGGGAGGAGGCGGAAGAGCAACUGCGCGCGCACAGCGACUCCCGAAGAGGCGGGAACGGGGAAAGCGCAGGCGGGGGGAGCGCGGAGGAAUUGCGGGAGCUGCGCGCGCGGGUGGAGGAGGGGGAGCGCGAGGUGGAGGAGCUGACUCAGGAGUCGCUGCAGCUCGCCGCGGGGCUGAGCGCCGCGCGGAGAGAUGUGGCGGAACGGGAGGCGCGGAUUAAGGAGCUCCAGGUGCAGGUUAGCGUGCUGCAGCGUUGGGAGAGGCGCGAGGAGCGGCGGGGUAAGGGCGGAGACGACUGGGGGAUGAGGCGGAGAGAGGAGGGCGGGGUGGAUGAGAGCGGGGAAGGCGCGGAGCAGCUGGAGCAGUUGCAGCAGCAGUUGCGGCGGCAGGAGGAGCAGGCGCAAGCCGCGGAAGCGCAGGCGCGGCGACUGGAGGAGCAGUGCGCCGAGCUGGAAGAGGCAGCGCAGCGCGGCAGAGAGCGGGCGGAGGAAGCGGAGAAACGGGCGGAGCAGUUAGCGCAGCAGCUGGCGGACGCGGAGAGGGCCGCGCGCGAAGCGGAGGAGGCGCAGAGGCGCGCGGAGGGGCAGGCGCGACUGGCGGAGAUGAGCGCGGAGCGGCUAGGCAACCGCGUGCGCGCGCUGACGCCCUUAGAAGCGCGCGUGGGGGAGCUAGAGGAGGAGCUGCGCGUGGGGAUGGAGCGCGUGCGCGUGCAGGAGCGGGUCAAGGCGGAGGCGGAGGAGCGCGCGCGGCAGCAGGCGGCGCUUCUGGCGGAGGUGCGGGAGGAGCUGGAGGGGGAGGUGCGGCGGCUGGGGAACCAGGUGGAGGGGCUGCAGCAGCGGUGCAGAGCGGUGCAGGGGGAGAAAGAGAGUCUGGAAGCGGAGAGGGACAGACUGGAAGGGGAGGUGAAGCAGGCGCGCGCAGCAGCGCUAGCGGAAGCAGGCAAGGUGGAAGCGGAGGCGAAGCGCGCAUGGGGGGAGGUAGAAUCGAUGAGGCGGGCGGUUGAGUCACUGGAGAGGGGGAAGCGGGAGGCGGAAUCAGCGGCGAAGGGCGCGUGGGAUGCGCGGAGAGCGGCGGACGUGAGGGUAGAAGAGCUGUCAGUGCAGCUGGCGUCGCUGCGGGAAGUGCUGCAGGAGCAGGCGGAACGGGCAGAGCGCGCGGAAGCAGGGCGGAAGGCGGAGCAGGCGCAAGCAGAGGCGGAGGUGGAGAGGGGCAAGGCGGAGAGGCUGCAGCAGGAGAUACAGGGUUUGGCGGGGGAGGUGGAGCAGGCGAGGAGGGAGAAAGCAGCGGCGGAAGAGAUGGUGGUACGACUGCAAGGGCAGGUGAAGGAGUGGGAGGAGAGAGCACGGGAGCAGGAGGAACGGUGCGCGGAGCAGCAGCGGGCGGCCGAGGCGAGGGAGAGGCAGCGGCGGGAGGCGGACGGCAGGGCAGCACGGUUGGAAGAAGCCCUGAGGACGGUAGAAGAGGAGCUCGCAAAUAGCCUGGCGCAGAGGCGACAGGUGCAGGAGCGAGAGGUCCAGCUGGAGGCUGAGGUGGCAGCGCUGACUGGGAAUGCCGCCAGGCUGGCGACGGCUGCGCGGGCGGCGGAGGAGAGGGCGGCGGAGGCGGAGGAGGAGGUGGGGAGGAUGAGGGAGAGUGUGGAGAGGGUGAGGGGGGAGAAGAGGGAGGUGGAGGCGAGGGUGGUUGAGGUGGAGGCGGAGAGGAGGAGGCUGGAGAGAGAGGUGGAGCGGCUGAGGGGGAGGGAUGCGGGUGCGGGUGGUGGUGCGCGAGGGGAGGGUAAGGCGGAGGGGGGAAGGGCAGGGGAAGGGGAGCAGGAGGAGGUACGGGGGGAUGAUGGGAAGGGAGUCGGGGCGGAGAGGGGAAGUGCAGGGAGUGGGGUGGAGCAGGAGCUGUGGGCACGGCUGGAUGUGCUGCUGGGUGAGAAGGAGGAGGCGGUGCAGCGGGCCAUACGCGUGGAGGAGGGGUUGAGACGCGAGAGAGCUGCGUGGGAGGCAGAGAGGGAAGAGGUGCGGGGCGAGGCGGAGAGGAUGAGAGGAGAGGUGGAGAGAGCCAGGGCAGAGGCGGAGAAGGCGAAGAGAGAGGUGGAGAGGGUUGAAGGGGAGCUGAGUAAGGUGAGGGCGGGUGCUGGUGGUGGUGCUGCUGCAGUGGGAGGGGAAGCGGCCAAUGGUGGUGGAGGAGAGAAAGGGGCGGGUGAGGGGCCGGCGAGGAGGUUAAUGAGUCAGAUGCAGCGGUGGAGCUGGGUUAGUACCGGUGCUGCCACUGCUGCUGCCACUAGUGUAGGUGCGGGUACCAGCACUGGCGAUGGCAGCUCAGCUGACAAGGCUAGCAGGGGUGACACAGAAAGUGACAACCAACAGCAAAAGAGGGUCGAUGUGAAAGAGGCAAUUUCGGAUGGUAGCAGCAGCAGCGGCGUGUGGGAGGAGAAGGUGCAGAGGCUGCAAGCAGAGGUGGAUCGGUUGAAGGCAGAGGUGCAGGCAGAGCGAGCUGCGAGGCAAUCCAGCGAGAGAGAGAGUGAGAAAUAUACACGGCAGGUGAGGGAGCUAGAAGCCCAGCUGGAGGGUGCCAGGCAGCAAGCAGCAGAGGCGGAGAGGAGAGCAGAGAGACACGCAGAGGAGAUCCCAGUGCUGCGAGCAGAGCAGGCGGCGCUGCGGCGGCAGGUGGAGGAGGCGAGGAAGCAGGCAGCAAGCGUGGAGAAGGCUCGGCUGGAGCUGGAAACCGAGCAGCGGAGGCUGGCACAGCAGCAGCAGGGCGCGGGCGCAGGCGCGGGCGGGGACAAGAAGAAAGGCGAGUAUGAGAAGCUGCGAGGAGAGCUGAUUAAGGAGAGGCUGGAGAAGCAGGUGGUGGAGGAGCGGCGCGUGCUGCUGGCCGCGCGGCUUGUAGCCAUGGAGGCUGAGCUGGCAGGCUUGGAGGAGGUUCGGCAGAGGAACGCGAAGCUGGAGGCGGAUGCGGAGACGAUGAGGGUUGCAGCGGAGCAGCUGCAGGCGGCUGUGAAGGCCAUGGAGGAAAAAAUGGCUGCUGCCCAUGGCAAGGAGGGUGGUGGGGCUGACGGCGGGGGAGUUGGUGCAGCGGUGGUGGCGGCUGGGGGUGUGGCUGGGUGCGAGGUGGUGCAGACGGGAGGGAGUGGGGUGGGUGGUGGUGGGGCGUUGCGAGGGAGCGUGGUGGUUGUGGGUGAGGGGGAUGUGAGAGGGAGUAUGGGUGGUGGGGAGGAGAUAAAGGCGGGUGACGAUGGGUCGUCUGUUUCAAGUGGAGCAGGAGGAGGAGCAGAAGGGGCAGGAGGAGCAGGAGGAGCAGCAGGAGGGGGAGGGGAGAGGGAGGCAGGGCCUCAAGACGUGGACUUUUGGAAGAGCUACGGGCUGCCCCAUGGGCGAGUGCCGCAAGGAGGCCGGCUCAGGGAAGAGCGCGUGGCCCGGGGCGGCGGUGGCGGUGGGGGGGGCGCAGGAGGCGGUGGUGGUGCGGGAGGGGGAGGGGGCGCAGGGGCAGGGGCACGGGGCAAGGCUGCUUGUGCGUCAGCGCAGUCAGCCAGAGCCCAGCAGCAAGCGCAGGUGCAGGCACAGCAGCGGGUGCGGGCGUCGAGUCCUGUUGUGGGACGGGCGGGCAGUGGUGGGGGCGGUGGAGGAGGGGCAGGGGGGGCACGAGGGGGUGGGGUGAGUGGGGAGAGUGCGAGGAAGGGCGUGAGUCCCCUGCGUGGGGGCAGCCAUGCUCGCUCUGCCAGUCCUGUGCGCUCUGCUAGCCCUGCCCGCACUGCCAGGCAGGCAGCAGCAGGGGCAGCGGCAGGAGCAUCAGGUGUGGCGUUUGGCAGUGCGACUACACGCCAUGCGUUGCCUGCACGCACUCCCAGGCAGCAGCAGCCGCAGCAGCAUACUGUGGGGAUGGUGGCAGGCAUGGGGGUAGGAGCAGCAGCGAGGAUAGCUGCAGGCAGGGUGAGUGGAGGCAGUGGGACAGGCAGCAGUGCUGGUACCCACCGGUCGGUAGGCACGAUGGUGGGUGUGUCCCUCUCUGGCAACUCCGCCAGCAGCGGCGGUGGCGGCAGCGGUGGUGGUGCUGCAGCUGCUGGUGCAAGCAGUGGUCUCGGCAGUGUGACUGCGAGCCUGCUGGGGUGCAUGGCGGCAUCGAGCUUGCUGGAUGAAGGCGCAACGAACCCUCUCUUUGGAGAUGAUGAUGAUGAAGAGGUAUCCAGCUCAUGUGAGGGGCUGCCCACGAGAAUCACACACCAGACUGUGUUCGCAACACAACCCGCGUUCCCUCUAAUCGAUCCCAUGUCGCCGACCCCGAUCCACCAAUCACCGUCCGCCAACCACUCUCUUCCUAAUCAUCGCGCGCGCAACCACCGCGCGCACUUAUCCUGCUCGUCGCCAAAUCUCGCAGCAGCUGCUGUCGAGGCGGCGGCAACUGCGGCGGCAGCCAGCGGCAUAGGAGCCAGCCGAGUGUUACACGAACGGUUAUGCCUUCGCAUAGAUGUCGCCAACCAAUCCCUCGCGGGUUUCGCGGAACUACACGUUUCCCUGCCGUCCGCCAAGCUUCCGCUUUUUCCGCCCCGCGAUCCCUCCGCUGCGCCGGAGUCUCCCCCUAGGUCGCAGGCGGCUUCCGCUCCCCCGCUGGCAGGCGCUUUCGGUUCCGCUGGCGUUGCGCGGACGCGCUCAUUGGACGAGUGCGUUGCGCGUGACGUCGGGGGAGAGCGGGCGGGGGCGCAGGCGCAGGAGGCGGGGGGGGACCGCGAGAACGCAGGGGAUUUGGGCCCCGCGCUGUGCUUCCAUGCGCGCGGAUUACACAUCCGCCACGUGGCAGUCGAUGGCGUGCCCGCGCCGUUUUAUCUCCUCCGCCCGGCCCUCCCGCGAUCUAAGCGCGGGGAGCGCGACGAGGACGGGGCGGAAAGGCGAGGGGGCAAGCGCAGAGCGUCGGGGGUGAAACGAGCGGAGCGACAGCGGGCGGAGAAGGGUGGGGAGAGAGGACUAGGGCCAGAAGUGGAUAUCGAGUUAUCUAGUGGGGGGAGCGACGGUGACGGUGGCGGCAGCGACGUGGAGAGGGCGGUAUCAGGAGCAGCGCCGCAGCAUGCGGCCUCCGCACCCCACACUCCCCUCAACAGCAGCGGUGGCAGCAGCAGCGGCAGCAGUCGGGAGUGGGGGAGCGGUGGCGGGGUGCAUUUCGCAGGGGGUUGGAUGCACACGGUGCUGGGCGUGCCGCGCAGGGCGCGCUGCUGGAUGCCCUGCGUUGACUCCCCCCGCCACCGCUGCUCCUUCCUCCUCUCCCUCUCCGUGCCCCAACCCCUCCGCGCUGUUGCCCCCGGCACGCUUGUCUCGCUCUCCCCUGGGGCUUACCAGGUGGCAAUCGCGGUGGGUCCGUUCGUGGAGCUGCGGGAUCCGCGCUGCCCCGCGCUGUCGCACUGCUGCGUGCAGCCGGUGCUGGCGUCGGGUGCUCUCGCGCGCACCACGGCCACGCUCGACGCGGCGUUCCGCGUGUUUGAGGACUACAUGGGCUCGCCCUUCCCCUUCCCCUCGCACCGCCUGCUCUUCCUGCCACACGCCCAUGGCCAACCCCACCCUGCUGCUGCUGCUGCUGGUUCAGCGGGAGCAGCAACAGCAGGGAGCGGAGGCGAGUGCAGUACUCCCACCCGGAUCAACAGCAGCGGUGGCGGCGGUGGCGGCGGUGGCAGGCGGUCGCUGUGUGCGCUGGAAGGGCGGUGUGUAUCAGGCGCAGCGUUGGUCUUCAUAGACUCCAGCCUGCUGGUCACCGACCGCGACAUCCACACCGCGCUCUCCUCUCGCCUGCGCCUCGUGCGCGCGCUCGCAUCGCAGUGGUUCGGCGCAUUCAUCUCGGCAGAAAGCCCUGCAGAUGAGUGGCUCGUGGAGGGAUUAGCAGGGCACCUGGUGCAGGUGUUUGUGCAGAGGUGCCUGGGUGGGAACGAGGCGAGCUACCGGCGCGUGAAGGCCAACGAUGCCGCACCGCAGGUGUUUGCAGCGCCGUUUGCACUGCACCCAUCGGAGCUCGUGUCUCUGGACGCAGCAGCGAGGCGACUGAGAGCGAGCAAGGCAGUGGCAGUGGUGGACAUGCUAGCACGGCAGAUGGGCGCUGAUGCCUUUCGGAAGCUUCUCCAGAGGCUCAUGCUCCGCUCGCAGGCCACCUCCCGGCGGCUCCGCUCGCUAAGCACCGCGCAGUUCCGGCACUUAGCUAACAAAGUCGGGAACUUAGAGAAGCCGUUUCUGAAGGACUUUUUCCCGCGCUGGCUGCACUCGCCCGGGUGCCCGCGGCUGUCGCUGGCGUUUGCGUACGUGCGGCGGCGGAAUGUGAUUGAGCUGGCGGCCAGGAGGGAAGCCACGGCACACCCAGACCUCACUGCUCUCUCCUCCUCCCCUGACGCCCCUCCCCUGCCCCCCUCCGCUGCUGCUGCUGCUGCUGCUGCUGGUGGCAUUGGGAGGGACGGGGGGGCAGGCGGGGAGGGUGGUGCGGGUGGGGGGUUGGGCGCGGGAGGUGACUAUGGAGGACUGGUGGAUGAGUUGGGAUGGGCGGGGAUGGUGAGCAUACGAGUGCAGGAGCCAGAGGGGCACUUUGACCACCCGUGCCUGCCGCUGGGGGGCGACAGCUGUCUGCUUCUGGAGCUGCCCUGCCACUCGAAGCUGGCUCUGCGGCGCGUGGCGCAGGCGGGGAAGAAAGGCGCAGGGGGAGGCGCAGGGGGCGCGCCGGGGGCAGCAGAAGAGGAGGCAGGCGCGGGGGCAGACGCGGCAGCAGCAGCAGGAGGGGUAGGAGGAGCGGGAGGAGCGGGAGGUGGGGUAGGCGGGGGCGGGGAGGGGAAGGGCGGGGGGGGAGACAUGCCAGUGCUGUGGAUGAGGGCGGAUCCGGACAGGGAGUAUCUAGCCCACAUGCGCCUGUCGCAGCCCGUCCCCAUGUGGACUGCCAUGCUCGCAAGCGACCGAGACGUGACGGCACAGGCAGCAGCGGUGGCGGCGCUGCAGCAGGUGGGGGACGUGGGGGCAGCGAGCGCACUGUUUGCGUGUCUGUGUGACGCCUCUGUGUUCUGCCGUGUGCGCGCCGAUGCAGCGCUGGCGCUCGCGCACUGCUGCACCGCCGCCUCCUUCGCCCCGUCCUCCCCGUCGCCCUCUCUCCCCGCCGCCGCCGCUGCUGCUGCUGCUGCUGCCAACCCAAUGGACUUAUCCCCGGCACUGCCACAAACCCCUCCCGGCACUGCCGCUACCACCACCACCACCACGACUACUAUCACCAUCGGGACUGGUGGAGGGAUCGGUGGUGGUGGGAGCGGCGGCGGUGGGAGCGGCGGCGGCGGCAGCAGCAGCAGUGCGGUGCCAGGGCUAGACCUCCUGCUGCGGUUCUACAAGGACCGAUUCUUCGACCGGCUCACCGGCCUGCCCCGCUGCAACGACUUCUCCGACUGGGCGGAGUACUUUGUCCAGAUCUGCAUCCCGGCAGCCGUGGCCGCAGUGAGGGAUGCGCGGGGGUGCUCGCCCGCUGCAGCGGUGUCGUUCCUGCUGUCGCUGCUGCUGCACAAUGACAACUCGCGCAACGCGUGGGACGACUCGCACUUCCUCUCCGCGGUCAUCUCCGCCAUUGCGUCUCUGAAGCUCUCGCCUGACGCUGCUCUCCACUUCCACUGCACGGCAGGGUCCACUGGCACUGCUGCUGCUGCCGCUGCUGCCGCUGCUGCUGCUGCUGCUGCUGCUGGCGCUCCCACUGGUGCUGCCCUCUGCUGCCUGGUAGACGUGCACAUGCACCAGCUGCUAUCCCACACCACCUCCACCACCACCACAACCACCACCACAACCACCGCCACAACCACCACAGCCACCACCACCUCUCAGAAACCCCUCUCUGAAUCACUCCCGCCGGCUCCCUCGCCCGAGCCCAUCUCCCUAGACCCACUCCUGCGUCUGCUGCUGCAUGUGACCGUGGGUUCCCACGCGGACCCCUCUCUCCGCGUGCGCGUGAAGCUCCUCAAUCACUCCUGCCCCCCUCUCCGCCACCUCUGUGCGCUCCUCGGCGCCCCUUCUGUUGCCCUGCCGCCCCCCUCCCGCCCUGCGUCUGCCGGGCCUGUGGGUGGGAGGAGCAGGGAGGGCGGUCGCAGGAAAAGCGGAGGGGGGAUGCCUUGGACUGGGGCAGGGAUGGGAGCCGCAUGGGGCCAGGGGGGGGGAUUGGCGGGAGGAGGGGAAGGCGGAGGGGGGGGAGCAGGGGGAGGAGGAGCGGGAGGGGGAGCAGGGCUAGUGCCCAUCCGCCUGCGGCUCACCCCGGGGGGAGGGGCGGGGGGGAGCACUACCAGCACGGGCAGCGUGGGGGCAAAGGGCGGAGCGGGGAGUGUGGGGGGAGCAGCGGGAGGGGAAGCGGGGGAAGCAGGGGCGGUGGGUGUGGUGGGUGCUGUGGGUGGUGCGGGUGGUGCGGGUGGUGCGGGUGGUGGGGAGGCAGGGGGGGGAGGGUCACGGGGAGGAGCGGAAGAGGGGAGAGUGGGGAAAGUGAAACUGCGGUUCAAAGCAGCUGCUUCCCCUUCUUCCGCUGCUAGUGCAGAGGCAGGGAGCAGUGGCGCGAUGGUAGGGGCAGGGGGGGAGGCGGGGCAGGGGAUGGGGGAGGUGGGGCGAGGGGGAGGCGCAUCAGGGCUUGGGGGAGGGGCAGCGGAUGUGGGGGGUAAGGCAGGGGCGGUGAAGGGGAAGGGGGUGAAGACAAGGGGGAGUGAGCGGAGCAGUGAGAGCUUUGGAGGGGGGAUGGGGGAGAGGAGUGUGGGAGGUGGCGGGGGAGGGGGAGAGGAAGGCGGAGGGGGGGGGGGGGAGGGGGAGCGGGAUUGGGGAAAGGCAGUGGGGAGGCGAGUGGGGGGAGCCAUGGCGUGGAGGGGAGGAGCGGGAGGAGGAGGGGUUGAGAGAGGUGGAGAGGGUGAGGAGGAGGAGAAGCAGCAGAUGAUUGCAGGGAAGGAUGAGGAGAGGGGUGGAGGGGGUGAUGGGGUGAGGGAGAAGGGAGGGAGUGAAGAACGGGGGGACGAUUUGAAAGUUGGGGAGAAGGAAAGCAAGGAUGGGGGAGUGAGGAGCAGUGGUGGUGAGAUAGGUGGGGCUGGUGAUGGUGCUGUUGGUGGUCGUGCGGAUGGAGGUGAGGAGGGGAAGGGGGAGAGGGGCAGUCAAGGGACAAGGGAUAAUGAGGAGAAGCGAAGCAGGAAGAAGAGGAAGAGAGAGGAUGGGGAUCAUGGGCGGGAGGAUAGGAAGAGCAGUGGGAAGAAAUCAAAAGAGGAGAAUGACAAGGAGAAAGAUAGGGAUAAGGGUAAGGAGAAGGAGAAGGAGAAGGAGAAGGAGAAGGAGAAGGAGAAGGAGAAGGAGAAGGAGAAAGGGAAGGAUAAGGAUAAGGAGAAAAGCAAACGUGAUGGGAAGAAGGAGAAGGAAGAGAGUGAGAGGAAGAAGAAAAAGCGGGAGAUGAGGGAGGGGGAGACGGAGGCAGAGCACAAGGAGAGGAAACGGCGGCGGAAGGAGGAGAAGAAGCUGAAGAAGAAAAGGGAGAAGGAGGAGAAGCGGAAGGGGGAGGGUGCGGAAGGGAAGAAGAAGAAGCGAGACGGGACAGGCAGCAGCGGUGGUGAGAAGGAGAAGGGAGAGAGGACGGUGCGAGCAGAGGGGGGUGGUGGAGGGGGGGAAGAGGAAGCAGGUAGGUUGGAGGAGAAAGCAGUGGAUGGUGUAGGCACACAGCAGAGCAAGCAGCAGUGCACGCAGGGCAGCACCCAGGAAAGCACCCCGGGUGCAAUAGAAGUGGACGGGUCAGGUGGUGAUGAGAGCAGCGCGGAGGAGAGGGAAGGGGAUGGGGGAGGUGGGCAUGGGGAUGGGCAUGGGGAUGGUGAUGGGGAUAAGGAUGGGGAUGGGGAUGGGGAUGGGGAUGGGGAUGGGGAUGGGGAUGGGGAUGGGGAUGGGGAUGGGGAUAAGGAUGGGGAUGGGGAUGGGGAUGGGGAUAAGGAUGGGAAUUGGGAUGGGGAUGCGUAUGGGCAUGGGCAUGAGGAUGGGGAUGGGGGUGGGAAUGGGGAUGGGCAUGAGCAUGGGGAUGGGGAUAAGGAUGGAAAUGUGGAGGGAAUGCAUGGGGAGGAUGGGGGGGAUGGAGCAGGUGGGGAGGAUGGCGAGGGUAGUGGAUGGAGUGGCGAGGAGGGGCAGAAGGUGCAUGUUUUGGACGGCCCAGAUGAGCCAGAUGGCAUGGAUGGGCCAGAUGGCAUGGAUGGGCCAGAUGGCAUGGGUAGUGAACAGUUGCACGGCAAUGCCACAUCGCCUCCACCUUCUCCACAUGUGGACAGCCCCAAUGAUAGUCCUAAUCAGGAUCAACACAAGCACGAGCAUGAGCAUGGGCAUGAGCAUGGGCAUGAGCAUGGGCAUGAGCAUGAGCAUGGGUAUCGGCAUGAUGAGCAUGAGCAUGAGCAUGAGCAUGGGCAUGAGCAUGGGCAUGGGCAUGGGCAUGGGCAUGAGCAUGGGCAUGAGCAUGGGCAUGGGCAUGGGCAUGGGCAUGAGCAUGAGCAUGAGUAUGGGCAUGGGCAUGAGCAUGAGCAUGAGCAUGGGCAUGGGCAUGAGCAUGAGCAUGGUGCGCGGAGUGGCGGAAUGGAUCCCAUGGCGUACGCGGACGAUCUCGUGCGCGAGCUGCUGGUUUUCCGCGGUUUCGCGCACACGCUAGCGGCCUUCGAGGCGGAACUUGCCGCGGACAAGCUGCAACCGCCCCAGGCGCAGCGCGUGGUGCAUCACAUCAUGCGCGAGCUCAUCCCCGCGCUCGACUGGCGCGCGCUCGCGCGCCUCUUCCUGGUGCUCCGCCAGCGGUUCCUGGCGCGCGCGGACGGCGCGAGCUGCGCGGCGCUGGAGGAGCUGGAGAUGGGCGUGCAGCGCCUGUUCAUGGUGACCGCCAUGCGCGCGGGCAGGCGCGCGGAGGUGGUGCGCGUGUUAGAGGACAUGGGGGAGAGCGUGCAGGCGCUGCUCAUGACCGCGCCCCAUGACUGGACGCUCUGGUUCGCGGCGCCGUACAUGCGGCAUCCGGAGCAGCAUCCGGUGCUGGCGGUGUAUUUCACACCCGAGUGGGCGGACAGCCUCACCGCCUCGCUCACCAACUUCCUGCACCGCCUCUUCCACUCGCUCCAUAUCCCGCCCACCGCCGCCUACCCACUUAACCGCGCCUCCCUUCUCUUUCCUCCCUUCAUACCCAUCGCUUUGCCUUGA
This is a messenger RNA of Closterium sp. Yama58-4, 17472 nucleotides long. The record is from the annotation of a GenBank genome assembly. NCBI's taxonomy places the organism in Eukaryota, Viridiplantae, Streptophyta, Zygnematophyceae, Desmidiales, Closteriaceae.